Camellia sinensis is the source of this 1723-nucleotide messenger RNA. RefSeq names its product E3 ubiquitin-protein ligase DIS1. Gene Ontology annotation, molecular function: ubiquitin protein ligase activity; protein binding; zinc ion binding. The record is from RefSeq and is a predicted model, not a curated record. Gene Ontology annotation, cellular component: cytoplasm. Gene Ontology annotation, biological process: multicellular organism development; ubiquitin-dependent protein catabolic process. NCBI's taxonomy places the organism in Eukaryota, Viridiplantae, Streptophyta, Magnoliopsida, Ericales, Theaceae.
CGUCACCCCAUGAAUUUAGCAUUCCUUUUUGAAUUUUCUCUCAGACAGCUAUUGGACAUACUUGCACUCCUACACCCCCUAUUCUCUCUCCCUCGCUUACACGCUUUCCUUUCUAAACUGCUUUAAUUUGAAACAGCCACUGAUUGCGAAACCAGACGAGACCAACUAUUUUCUUAUUAUUAUUAUUUUUAAUUUUUAUCUAGAGGGCAGCAAGGUUUUAAGACCUUCGCUGUUGGGGUUUGUGUGGGAUGCAUUGAUUCAGACACGAUCACUAGGGCAAGAGAAAUUGGGGAUGGAGAAAUUGGACAUCAAAGUUUCAGAUUUUGUGUAACCAGUUUGCCAACGAGCAAUGGCAAUUGGAAAUGCUUAUUUUGAUGACAUCAGGAGUAAACCCGAGGUUGUUGGUCCUCCUCAAAAUGAAGACAAGAUGGAUGUUGUUGAACAAGUGAAUGAUCCUGCUCAAAUUGCUUUGAAACCUGCUGUGACUGUUUCCAGCGGUGUUCGUGAACUAUUGGAAUGCCCAGUAUGCUUAAAUGCUAUGUAUCCUCCUAUUCAUCAGUGUUCAAAUGGUCACACAUUAUGCUCUGGGUGCAAGCCCAGGGUGCACAACCGGUGCCCCACUUGCAGGCAUGAACUUGGCAACAUAAGAUGUCUAGCUUUAGAGAAGGUGGCUGCAUCUCUUGAACUUCCUUGUAAAUAUAAGAGCUUUGGGUGCAUGGGGAUCUACCCAUAUUACAACAAGCUAAAACAUGAAUCCCAAUGUGUAUUCAGACCCUUUAACUGCCCUUAUGCUGGAUCAGAGUGCACAGUCAUCGGUGGUAUUCCGUACCUGGUGGCCCAUUUGAAAGAUGAUCACAAAGUUGACAUGCACACUGGCAGUACUUUUAACCAUCGUUAUGUCAAAUCAAAUCCUCGUGAAGUUGAGAAUGCAACAUGGAUGCUUACGGUUUUCAGUUGCUUUGGGCAGUAUUUUUGUUUACAUUUUGAAGCAUACCUGCUUGGGAUGGCUCCUGUGUACAUAGCUUUCCUGCGGUUCAUGGGUGAUGAUAAUGAGGCAAAGAACUACAGCUACAGUCUAGACGUUGGAGGAAACGGGAGGAAGAUGGUUUGGCAGGGGGUCCCUAGAAGCAUAAGGGACAGCCACCGCAAGGUUCGUGAUAGCUUUGAUGGUCUCAUCAUCGAACGCAGCAUGGCCCUCUUCUUCUCUGGAGGAGAUCGGAAAGAACUAAAGCUUAGGGUGACUGGAAGGAUUUGGAAAGAACAGUGAAUUGUCCUCUUCUUCUUCUUCGACUUUAUUUUACCAUAUAGGGUACUAUUAGUAAGUAGUAGAUUAGUUUCUUUUAGUAGUAGCAGUAGCAGCAGCAGCAGCCCCUGUAGUCUUCUGGUCAUAUGUUCUUCAUGGAUUUGAGGCAAACUCCCUUUGCUUGUCCAUGGAUUGCAUGAGCAGCGGGGAAGAUAAUAUGUGAUUUUUGCAAUGGUAGGAGGUAGGGGGUACGGAGUAGGGGUUUUCCUAUGUAUUGGUUAAAGAUAUGCUCAUUUCGUGGUGGCGACCGUUAGUUGUUGAAGUGUGUUUAUAAUUGGGAACUAUGAGGGAAAUUUUUUGAAUUCAGUCACUGAACCUUGCAAUGUGACUCAUUAAUCUACUAUAAUGCCGUGGUGGAGACUAGAGAUUGGACAAUAUUAUUAGUUUUACUUUUAGGCACUACAAAGAACUAUUUUUGCA